Molecule: messenger RNA, 4323 nt
Organism: Musca vetustissima
Lineage: Eukaryota; Metazoa; Arthropoda; Insecta; Diptera; Muscidae
Gene: NFAT
Product: nuclear factor of activated T-cells 5
Exons: 13
Coding region: 1-4323 (1440 amino acids)
Biological process (GO): regulation of transcription by RNA polymerase II
Cellular component (GO): transcription regulator complex
Molecular function (GO): RNA polymerase II cis-regulatory region sequence-specific DNA binding; DNA-binding transcription factor activity, RNA polymerase II-specific; transcription factor binding
Source: RefSeq, a predicted model, not a curated record
AUGCGUUUCACAUAUAAUCAGUAUAAUGGCUACGAUUCCGGUUAUCGGAUCCCUUCGAAAAUCCACAACACCAAUCUGAAUCACAGUAACAGCAGCAGUAGUAGUAGCGGCAACAACAACAACAACCAUGCCAGCCUCAAUAGCCAUCACCAUCAUCAUCAUCACACCAAUGGCAAUGGGAAUUGCCUUGGCAGCACCAACAUUGGCAACACCACCAUCUCCUCCAACAGCAGCAACAGUAACAACAACAACACCAGCAAUAGUCAUUCAAAUUCCGUUACCUAUUAUCAUCCGUAUUAUAGAACUAAUUUUGGUAUGCGUACCGCAAUGUCCACCAUGUCAACACUGAACCCGCGUAUCCAUCGUAAAGGUUUUCGGACGCCAUCAAAACGGCAUCCGGGCAAGGCAUUUCCUGGUAAACUGCACUCAAUGUCCAGGAUUGGUCCAGGAAAACUAGUCCCCGGUAAAAGAUUCCCGCCACGACCGCAUCCGCCACCCUGUGAUAAUUCCAAUGAUAGUGGUUUUGGGUUUGAUCAACAUGUUGAAAUACAACAGCAGCAGCAACAUCAACAACAACAACAUCAGCAGCAGCAACAACAACAACAAAUGCAAACAAGUAGCCCUAAUUCAAGUACAAAUUUAAGCAGUAAUUUAAGUACCUCUCCCAGCAGCAACAGUCUACACAUAACACAACAACACCAACAACAUCAUCAUCAACAGCAGCAACAACAACAACAACAAAAUGUCACAACAAAUCUCAGCAGUAAUACAACAACAUCAGCAUCAUCCUCGUCCUCAUCAACGUCCUCGGCAUCGAUAACAAAUUCAUCACCAGGAAAAUUACAGCAACAACAACAACAUCAUCAAACACAUCAACUGAUACGUGCUAUACCUGCCUCAAGAUCAAAAAGGCAUGCCAAACGAUUACCAUUUCUAAGUGAUGAUAAUACCGAUUCUGAAGAUGAAGAUUUUUGUACCGAUGAUUCGGAAGAUGAGUACAGCAGUGGUUGUGGUGGCAAAGCGAGACGUGGUAAACCCAGACGUAGUCUAUCCAUGCAAUCGAAUCAAGGAAAACAACAAAAUGCAGCAUCCUCUUCGUCGUCAUCGUCCUCCUCCUCGUCGUCAUCUUCAUCGUCGCCGCCCACGAAGAAUUUGAGUUACUAUCACCAUCAGUAUAAUAAUUACAGUCAUGGUAUGCAUGGCAUUAAGCGUAAAAAGAUUGAAGCCAUCCCGCCGGUGGAUUUGGACAAUGAUGAUGCCUGUAGUGAAGAUGCCUUCAUAAGGAAAAUUGCCAGUGCCAAUGGUAGCAAUAGCGGCAGCAGCAGCAGCGGUAAAGAACAGCCACAAUCCGCCGCCGCCAACACGGCCAAUGUUACCCAAGUAAUUGUCCAGAAGCCGCCAAGGUCUCAAGCAGCAGCCUCAAAAUUUAUUGCCAAUGGUUCACGCGGACUAACCCGUGUCGCCCAUAAACGUCAACCUGCCACACCGCCCAACAGUGUUGCCACAUCAUCGGAUGGUCGUGUCCAAAUGGAAAUUGUGUCACAGCCCGAGCAACAGCAUAGAGCCAGAUAUCAAACAGAAGGCAGCCGCGGUGCUGUAAAAGAUCGGAGCGGCAAUGGUUUUCCCAUUGUCCGCCUGGGUGGCUAUAAUAAACCAACAACAUUACAAGUAUUUAUUGGUACCGAUAUCGGGCGAGUGGCGCCGCAUAUGUUUUAUCAGGCCUGCAAGGUGGCUGGCAAGAAUUCAACACAGUGCAAUGAGAAGAAGGUGGAUGGUACCGUUGUCAUUGAAAUUGAAUUCAAACCAGAGCAAGAUAUGACCAUUACCUGUGAUUGUGUUGGUAUACUGAAGGAACGCAAUGUCGAUGUUGAACAUCGUUUUCCCGAACAUCUUGCCCAAAAGAAUAAAAAGAAAUCGACACGCUGUCGUAUGGUAUUUCGUACACAAUUGACCCAUGACGAUGGUACCGUCGAAACGUUACAAGUCUGUUCGAACCCCAUUAUAUGCACCCAACCACCCGGUGUUCCCGAGAUCUGUAAAAAAUCUCUCAACUCUUGCCCAGUCGAUGGUGGUCUCGAAUUAUUUAUAAUUGGUAAAAAUUUCCUCAAGGAUACACAUGUAAUAUUUCAAGAGACUUAUGAAACAAAUAUGCCCACCAAAGAUGAAUCUGGUACAACGGAUUUAACGCCAUUGCAUCAUCAGCCAUUGAUUGGUGCACUAUGGGAACAGACUGUUAUUCCGGAUAAAGAAUAUUUACAACAGACCCAUUUAAUUUGCACAGUACCCCCGUAUAUCCAUCAGAAUAUCAUGAAACCCGUUACCGUACAAGUGGCAAUUAUAUCGAGCGGCAAGAAAAGUGAACCGCAUACCUUUGUCUAUACACCGAAGGGAACCUAUACGCCAUUGGCAGCGGCCACCACAUUAAGUUCCGCUGCAACGCCACAGGUAUUACUUAGCGGCGGCAGUGGUAGCGGAUCCGAUGCUACCACAUUUAUGGAUACAACACCCGCAGCCAUAACGGCAGCUGCCGUGGCUGCCUCGGUAACUGCAGCAGCUGCCAAUAGUCUAUGGCCAGCAGCAACUGAAACAAAACAUGAAAUCGAUGCUGAUAUGAUGCCACCACCCAUUACCACACAAAUGCCCAUGGUGGUACGCCGUCCAUCGUUGAACAAUGCCCAGCCCAUGAUAACCGAUCAACAAUUGGCCCAUCUGAAUGCUGUGGCCGCUGCGGAAGCUUUGAAAACCGAAUUACUUGAUGAAUCUUCACAGAAUUCCAUUGCGGAGGCGAUCAGCUCUCCGGAAACGGUGGUAGCCUGUGCCGCAGCAGCUGCACAAGCUGUGGUCGCUGCCACAACGGGGGCGGCAAGUGUUGUGGGUGAUGGCACCACAGGACCACAAAGCCCAACUGCCCUGCAAUUCCGUAAUCGUUACGGCCGUAAAGCCAGCAUGGAUGCCAUGAUGUAUGAUAAUAGUAGCAUGACUGGAUUCCCCGUACCACCUGCCCCCACAACUACCACACCCAUGGAGGUGGCUGCUGUUGCAGCUGCCGUAGAAAUGGCGGUGAAAAAUGAAAUAGCCAAAGCCGUGUCGGUGGCAAAGGUUGAUAAAUUCAUAACUGAUUUGGCAAAGUCGGCAAAUGUCAGUGGUCCCGCGGAAGCCGUUAGUGGUCCAUCUAUUUUUGGUGUACCCAACACAAGUGCAAUUGAUAAUGCCUUCACCGAUAUUCUACAGCAGGCUGCAGUAACAUCUAAUCAACCUGCUGCUGCUGCAGCGGCGGCAGCAGCAGCUGCUGCUGUAGUUCUAGAACGUAGUCUUUCAACAUCAUCGAAUACAUCCUCGUCAACAUCUGGAUCCCCAUUGCCGGGUAAUUCACCAGCAAAUUCCAUGGCCAGCCACAAUUCACCCCUCACACAAGACAUCAUCUUAAAUUCAGAACCCUCAGUUGCAUUAACAGCAGCUUUGCAACCACUGCCCCAACUAAUGGCGGCAGCCACAGCGGGAUCGACCAGCAGCGUCAGUGGUGUUAGUCAGGAUGUGGCAAAUGCUACCGGUGGCGGUUUGCCCACAGAUAUUAUUAUGAAUCCCUCAGUUUCCCCUUCCACAAUAUUAUGCUCGGAUAAUGGUGCUGCCACAGCGGUGGUGCCCAACAUCAUGGCUCCACAUCAGGUGACCAUGGCCAAUUCCAUACUAAAUGACAUUGCUAUGCAGGCACAACCGACACAACAAGAUGCCGCUGUUGCCGCCUUGGCUUUGAGUAAUAUCAUGAUGACGCCGCCCAGUGAUAGUGGCAAUGUAUCCGUGUCGCCAACACCAACGGCCUUACAACCCGAGGUAACAUCAGCCACCUCGACAGCGCUGUUGAGUAGUCCAAAUGUAACAACAGAUCCAAUGAAUCCAUUAAAUUUGCUCCUGAAUCAUGGUGAUGUGGGUGGUGCACCCACAAAUAAUACAACACAGGCCAGUGUCGUUGCGGGCACAAAUACUGUGGUUGACACUGUACCAUCCCAAUAUCCAUUGACCAUUGCCACCCCACCCCAAGAAUCUCUGAUUGUUGCCUUGGCUACUGAAAAUGCAAUGCAAAAAUCUGUAACAGCGGCAGCUAUUACCACAAAUGGUGCAGUGGUUACCCAAGAAACAGCUGCUCCAGCUGUUACACAAAAUCUACAUCCAGCCACAGCGGCUGCUGUGGGUGCAGUAGCAGCAGUGGCUGCAGCCGCAGCUGCCACUGUGGCUCCAUUGGCGCCGAUACCACAAGAAUUGACCGCUAUGUCUGAUCAAGAUUUACUCAGCUAUAUAAAUCCCAGUACAUUCGAUCAAGUUUAA